AGACUUCGCGACGACCAAAAUCCCUUUGAGAUUACAACAGACGAGCAUUUCAUUGAUUUAUAUCGGUUCCCUAAAGCUUUGUGCCUGGAAUUAAUUAAUGAAUUAAUGCCAUUUAUGCCGAACUCGCAAAGGAGACAUGCUGUUCCAAGUCAUGUAAUUAUUUUAAGCGCCCUGCGUUUUUUUGCCACUGGUAGCUUUCAAAGAAGUGUGGGGCAAGACAGUUUAUCUGCUUUAUCCCAAACAUCAGUUAGCAGAUGUGUGCAAGUGGUGGCAACUGCACUUAAUAACAUAGCCCACAGACAUAUAAAGUUCCCAAAACGCGAAGACUUCCCGGCGCUCAAAAUAAAAUUCAUGGAAAAAUACCAAUUUCCUGGAAUAAUCGGACUCAUAGACGGAACGCACAUCAAAAUAUCAGCCCCGAAGAAAGAAAUUGAGCAUGUUUACUAUUGCCGAAAGGGUGGGCACUCCAAGAACGUUAUGAUAAUAUGUGGUGCUGAUUAUAUCGUUUUGUCUGCUAGCGCGCGGUUCGGAGGUACUGCUCAUGACACAUAUGUAUGGCGUCGCUCUCGAGCUUGCAGAGCUCUGGAGGAGCUUUAUAAGGCGGGUGAGCGCGAUUUUUGGCUUCUGGGUGAUAGUGGCUACCCACUACAGCCUUGGCUGAUGACACCAAUUAGUGCGACAUCAUGUACCGCAGAAGAGCGCUACAAUAUAGCACACAAGUCAACUCGAGCUCUUGUAGAAAGAUGCAUUGGCUUACUAAAAAGCAGAUUUCGCUGUCUGUCGAAGGAAAGAGCCCUUUUCUACAGUCCACCAAAAGCAGGCCUCAUAAUCAACGCUUGCCUGGUUUUACACAACUACUUGAUUCGGGCUAGAGCGCCGUUCGAUGAAAUUUAUUUGGAAGACUCUGAUGAGCCUGAAGAAUGUGGUGGCCCUUCUUCAGCUAUUUCAACACAGAAUAUAUUAUCCAUUGCGAAAAGACAACGAUUGCAAAUUGUUCAAAAUGCUUUUACUAAUAACAUUCAAAAUUAGAUUGAAAAUAAUUCAACUUUUUAUUUUACAUUCGUAUUUUUACUUAUUUACAUAUAUUAAUAAAUAUGCAUAUGUAUAUUAUAUUUCAAAUGUUAAAUUCUUUUUAAAGGCAGUUUUUAUCACAAAAAGUUUUGUUCAUAAAUUCAUUGCAAUGAGGACCUCAUAUUUUCUUAAAGACUAAAAAAUAAAAAAUAAAUCGAAUUCUUUCAUAUUCGAUAUCUCAUAUUAGGCUCCAGAAGAAGUAUAAAAAUACACACAUAGAUUGCUAUAUUUCCA
Molecule: messenger RNA, 1305 nt
Organism: Rhagoletis zephyria (snowberry fruit fly)
Lineage: Eukaryota; Metazoa; Arthropoda; Insecta; Diptera; Tephritidae
Product: putative nuclease HARBI1
Source: RefSeq, a predicted model, not a curated record